AUGACGCUCAUAUCAAAGUUGAUGACGGAUGGCCUUAUGGCUCGCAUUCGUAGGCCAAGUUUAUUUAAUAAACUUACAACAGUUGAUGAUCUUAUCGAUAGUGGAUUCUUUAAGAACGGAAUGCGAGUAGGAUGGUCUGGAUUUACGGGAGUAGGUUAUCCAAAAGUUACGCCUAUUGCAUUAGCAGAGUAUGUAGAAAAGAAUAAUUUACAAGGAAAACUUCGUUUUGAUCUUUAUGUUGGCGCUAGUACAGCUUCUGAAACCGAAGAUAGAUGGGCAAAGAAUGAUAUGAUAUCUCGUAGAUAUCCAUAUCAAGUUGGCAAACACGUACAAAAAGGAAUCAAUACGAAUCGUAUUUUAUUUGCCGAUAAGCACCUUUCGGAAUUUCCGUUGGAUUUGGUUUCCGGAUAUUACACAUUAGAGAAGAAGGGGAAUGUAAUUGAAAAACUUGACGUUGUAAUUGUUGAAGCGACGGCAAUCACUGAAGAAGGGCAUAUUAUUCCUGGAGCAUCCGUUGGCGCAACACCAGAAAUCGUUCAGUCAGCAGCUCAUGUAAUAAUAGAAGUUAAUACAGUCCUUCCUAAUUUUGAAGGAUUACAUGACAUUACCUUGAGCAAAUUCGCCCCAUAUAAACUUCCAAAUUUGAUUCAAAGAGUUGACGAUCGUGUCGGAACGCCUUAUAUUCCAAUUGAUAGCGAUAAAGUUGUUGCGAUUAUAGAAUCCACAAAACUUGACAGGACAUUGGAAAGUGAACCGCAGGAUGACAUAUCACAUAAGAUAGCGAACAAUAUUCUUGAAUUCUUAGAACAUGAGGUAACAAUGGGAAGAUUACCGAUUCACCUCCUUCCUUUACAAUCAGGAGUAGGAAAUAUUGCUAAUGCGAUUAUCGGAGGUCUUGCGGAUGGUCCUUUUACAGAUGUUGAAGUAUGGACCGAAGUUAUUCAAGAUACAUUCUUAGAUUUUUGGGAACAUCAUAAAUUAAGUUUUGCUUCGGCUACUAGCGUUUCAUUUUCACCGGAUGGGUUUAAGAGAUUUUAUGAAAUGUGGGAUCAUCUCAAAGAUCGUCUUGUAUUAAGAAGUCAAAGUGUCUCUAAUUCACCCGAGAUCAUUCGAAGAUUGGGCACUAUCGCAAUGAAUACACCCUUCGAUAUUUAUGGUCAUGCGAAUUCUACACACGUGUGCGGAACAAGAAUGUUGAAUGGUAUUGGCGGUUCAAAUGAUUUCCUGAGAAACGCCAAACUCAGCAUUAUGCAUACACCAUCUACCAGACCCACCAAAAAAGAUCCUAUAGGCAUUUCAUGUGUGGUCCCAAUGUGCUCUCACAUCGAUCAAACUGAACAUGACCUUGACGUGUUAGUGACAGAACACGGAUUAGCGGAUGUUCGUGGGCUCGCACCGGUUGAAAGAGCCAGAUUAAUAAUUAAUAAUUGUGCGCAUCCGGAUUAUAAACAUAUUCUUAAGGACUAUUUUGAUAUGGCCGAAAAGAAAUGUAUGUUAACAGCUGUUGCUCAUGAACCACAAAUGUUGGAUAUAGUAUUUAAAAUGCAUUUGAACGUUAUGGGCGAAGAGAACACCAUGAGAAUUAAAUCUUGGUGA
Molecule: messenger RNA, 1596 nt
Organism: Funneliformis mosseae
Lineage: Eukaryota; Fungi; Glomeromycota; Glomeromycetes; Glomerales; Glomeraceae
Source: the annotation of a GenBank genome assembly